AGCGCUGGCCAAUGAGAGUCUGAGUUAAAUCCCGAGCCGUGCCUCUGACGUAAACACUCCACAGACUAGCGCGCGGUGGGCGGGUCGUUACGGAUCGAGUUGUAGAUCCACGGCGCGAGACUAUUGAUGCCAAGUGGAGCUGACGCGCACCGGCUCAAAAUGUAACUUGGUGCAAACCCGAUGAUUUGACCUCCUGUGACUCCAGUCAACUCAAGAUGAGAGAGGAUACGUCAGAAAAUCAAAUGGAAAUGGCAUUUGAAUUACAUCUGGUGUGUUAUCAGAAGAGUUGCUUUUUGUAUCCCUGAGGAAUUAAGUCUGGAUAUUGUCACUGCUUACCUCAGGGGAAGCCACUUCUCCUCCAUUUUUUGGUGCUCUUCAGCGGGACUAUGGCCAAAAACUCAUUCCGUGGGUCGAAGUACAAGGCAGACGCCAAUCAUGAUGGAGAUUUUGGCUGCACACUCAAAGAACUUCGAUCACUCAUGGAACUCAGAGGGACAGAUGGAUUUCAAAGGAUUCAGGAGUGCUAUGGAGAUGUUCAGGGACUCUGUUCCAGGUUAAAAUCAUCACCAAUAGAUGGGUUAAGUGGUCAUUCUGAUGACAUUGCAAGAAGACAAGAAGAAUUUGGAAAGAAUGUUAUACCUCCUAAAAAGCCAAAAACAUUCCUUCAGCUAGUGUGGGAAGCAUUGCAGGAUGUGACUCUAAUUAUUUUGGAAGUUGCAGCCAUAAUAUCCUUAGGCCUUUCCUUCUAUAGACCUCCUGAUGCCGAGAGAGAACACUGUGGUAGGGCGGCUGGAGGAGUUGAGGACGAGGGUGAGGCAGAGGCGGGCUGGAUUGAGGGUGCUGCCAUACUCUUGUCUGUCAUCUGCGUGGUUCUUGUCACAGCCUUUAAUGACUGGAGCAAAGAAAAGCAAUUCCGUGGACUACAGAACCGCAUUGAACAAGAGCAGAAGUUCACCGUGCUCCGAGCUAGUCAAGUCAUUCAGAUUCCUGUGUCCGAGAUUGUGGUUGGAGACAUUGCACAAGUAAAAUAUGGUGACCUUCUUCCUGCUGACGGUGUACUAAUCCAAAGCAACGAUCUAAAAAUUGACGAGAGCUCCCUCACUGGAGAGUCAGACCAUGUCAAAAAAACUGUGGACAAAGACCCUCUGCUUCUUUCAGGCACACAUGUGAUGGAAGGCUCCGGAAAAAUGCUGGUCACAGCAGUGGGGGUGAACUCUCAGACGGGAAUCAUUUUCACUCUCCUCGGAGGCGGAGAUGAUGAUAAUGAUGAUGACGAUGAGGAGAAAAAAGAAGAGAGGGAGAGGAAAAAGAGGGAGAAGGAGGACAAAAAGCGGGAGAAAGAAGAGAAAAAGAAAGAAAAAGAGAGGAAGAAGAAGGAGAAAAAAGAAAAAAAGAAAAAGAAGGAUGGAGGCACAGUGGAGAUGGAGCCCCUUAACAGUGAUGAUGGAACAGAAGAAGAGCCAAAAAAAAACAAGAUUCCAAAGAAAGAGAAAUCAGUACUUCAAGGGAAGCUCACCAAACUAGCUGUACAAAUUGGAAAAGCAGGGCUCUUCAUGUCAGCCAUCACAGUUCUCAUUCUUGUAGUGCUCUUUUUGGUGGACACUUUCUGGAUCCAAGGGCUUUCCUGGGUUAAAGACUGCACUCCUAUCUACGUCCAGUUCUUUGUCAAGUUCUUCAUCAUCGGCGUCACUGUGCUGGUUGUUGCCGUGCCUGAGGGAUUACCGCUUGCUGUCACCAUCUCAUUGGCCUAUUCUGUGAAAAAAAUGAUGAAGGACAACAACCUGGUGAGACAUCUGGACGCUUGCGAGACGAUGGGAAAUGCCACUGCAAUUUGCUCUGAUAAAACAGGCACCCUAACCAUGAACAGAAUGACAGUGGUUCAGGUGUACAUUGGAGACAGACACUACAAGAAGGUUCCGGAACCUGAUCUGAUUCCUGGCAACAUCAUGAAUCUUCUCAUCACAGGCAUUAGUGUUAACAGUGCAUAUACUUCAAAAAUAAUGCCUGCUGAAAAAGAGGGCGGUCUGCCCCGUCAAGUUGGGAAUAAAACUGAAUGUGCCUUGCUAGGGUUUACCAAUGAUUUACGAAAAGAUUACCAAGCUAUUCGCAAUGAAUAUCCUGAGGAAAAACUGUACAAAGUAUACACCUUCAACUCAGUGAGGAAAUCCAUGAGCACAGUCCUUAAAAAUACAGAUGGAAGUUACCGUAUGUUCAGCAAAGGAGCGUCAGAAAUCCUCCUGAAGAAGUGCUGUAAAGUCCUGUCAGCCAAUGGUGAAGCCAUAUUCUUCAGGCCCAUUGAUCGGGAUGACAUAGUGAAUAAGGUGAUUGAGCCCAUGGCCUCUGAGGGUUUGAGGACCAUCUGCCUUGCCUACAGGGACUUCCCUGUUUCAGACGGGGAGCCUGAUUGGGAUAAUGAGGCAGAUAUAUUGACUGGACUUACCUGCAUUUGUGUGGUGGGCAUUGAGGAUCCUGUUCGGCCAGAGGUCCCCGAUGCUAUUAAGAAGUGCCAGCGAGCAGGCAUCACUGUGCGCAUGGUCACAGGGGAUAACAUUAACACCGCUCGAGCUAUUGCAACCAAGUGCGGCAUUCUCCAUAUGGGUGAUGACUUCCUGUGCCUUGAAGGCAAAGAGUUUAACAGACGGAUACGCAAUGAACUUGGAGAGAUUGAGCAAGAGCGCCUGGACAAGGUCUGGCCCAAACUGCGAGUACUUGCGAGAUCGUCUCCAACUGAUAAGCAUACGUUGGUCAAAGGUAUAAUUGAUAGCACCAUCAUAGAACAGAGACAAGUAGUUGCUGUAACUGGAGACGGAACCAAUGAUGGCCCUGCGCUAAAAAAAGCUGAUGUUGGAUUUGCAAUGGGCAUUGCUGGUACAGAUGUGGCCAAAGAGGCAUCAGACAUUAUCCUGACAGAUGAUAACUUCAGCAGCAUUGUGAAGGCAGUGAUGUGGGGGAGGAACGUCUAUGACAGUAUCUCAAAGUUCCUCCAGUUUCAGCUGACAGUCAAUGUAGUGGCUGUCAUUGUGGCGUUUACUGGAGCCUGUAUCACACAGGAUUCCCCUCUCAAAGCUGUACAGAUGCUGUGGGUGAAUUUAAUUAUGGACACAUUUGCAUCACUAGCACUGGCGACGGAGCCUCCCACUGAGGCUUUACUGUUGCGCAAACCGUACGGCCGUAACAAGCCUCUUAUUUCCCGCACCAUGAUGAAGAACAUCCUCGGACAUGCUGUUUAUCAGCUAACCAUCAUCUUCACACUGUUGUUUGCCGGUGAGCAGAUCUUUGACAUUGACAGCGGCAGGAACGCUCCUCUUCACGCCCCUCCUUCAGAGCACUACACCAUCGUCUUUAACACAUUUGUGAUGAUGCAGCUCUUUAACGAAAUUAACGCUCGAAAGAUCCACGGCGAGAGAAAUGUUUUUGAGGGCAUCUUCAAUAACAUGAUCUUCUGCUCCAUCGUAUUCGGGACCUUUGUAAUCCAGAUUGUAAUUGUGCAGUUCGGAGGGAAGCCUUUUAGCUGUGUAGGUCUCACUGUUGAGCAGUGGCUAUGGUGUGUCUUCCUUGGCUUUGGCUCUCUUCUCUGGGGGCAGUUGAUUUCCACCGUUCCCACAAGUCGACUGAAGUUCCUGAUGACAGCAGGUCAUGGCACUCAGAAGGAGGAGAUCCCUGAAGAUGAGCUGGAGGACAUGGAAGACCUGGAUGAAAUCGACCACGCUGAAAUGGAGCUGAGAAGGGGGCAAGUUCUGUGGUGCAGGGGUCUCAACAGAAUUCAGACACAGAUCCGUGUGGUUAAUGCUUUCCGGGAAUCCAUGUCUCCUUACGAAGGCCUGGAGACGCCAGAGUCUCGCAGCUCCAUUCACAAUUUCAUGAGCCACCCAGAGUUCCGUAUUGAGGAUUCAGAACCAGCCAUCCCUCUCAUCGAUGACACAGACCCUGAGGAGGACGCACCUACUAAACGAAACAAGACUCCUUCCCCACUGCCUCCAGUUUUAUCCCCUAAUCAGAACAACAAUGCAUCUGACAACAGGGGCUUCCAUCAGAACAAAGAUAUAGCCAAAACUAUCCUUUCUCCGACUCCUGGAAGCCCACUGCACAGUCUGGAAACCUCUCUACCCGGGAGCUCUAUCAAACAAACAGACUUUGGCCUCCGUUUGUUUUCCUGGCUGAAGAUGGCAUCUCUCACUCACCGUGAUUUUGUUUCACUGGCUGAGGAGAAAUUUGACUUUGACGUUUCAUUGUCACCUGCAAGCUCUAAAGGAGAUUACGAUGUUGAGGAUGAGGUUUUCGUGGGUCCGGUCAGUCAUAAAGAGAAAUGCAUUUCUCAUGGAGUGGAGAUUCAUGUGACGGACAGUAAAAGCAGCGGCCCGUCUCUGGAAGAAGAGCCCAGCUGGAGUCCGCUUACAGGAGAGAAGUUUGAUGAAAUCUGCAAAGAAGCUCAGCUACUCGCCAGCCACCUCGAGCAAACCGUCACAGAUUCUGUAGCUGAGAGCAGCAUCGUCUCCUCGAGCCAAGCCAAGGAGACGGAGACGUUUGUGGAGGACUCGACAGCCAAAUUGAACAUGUUUAGCAAGCCAGCUGAUGUUCUGAGUCCCAUCAAAAGAGAGACCUUUCUUGUGCAGGACAGCCCGCUGAAGCAGCUUCCACCUGCCAUUAAGAAGCGUAUGCUGAAGGCUAACGGGACGGCCGGGUUUGGCAAGCCACGUCUCAGUACAUCGAGUCCAGUCAGGCCCGCUGUGACACAGUCUAAGAUGGCUACUAGAGGCAGAGCCCUUGUGGCUAGUAGUUGGGUGUUACCCAGCAAACCCACAGCACAAGGGAACUCACGACUUUCCUCCAGCACAAAACUGCCACCGGCUGCUAAAACUAGGCUUCCUCCUCCCAGCAAAGGUAAUUUUGGGCUGAAGCGCAGUCCCAGCAAUAGAAACACAAGUAGAGCUGGUUCUUCUGAAGACCUUCUGUCCGAUAACACCAGUGUUGCUUCUGAUGUCAGUGAUUCUUCCUUUAACACUAGUUUAUCAGGAAGAAGCAGCAUUCCUACCCGGAGCAAGACAGAAUUGCGAGCUCCAUCUGGUCUUAAAGCUCCUUCACUUCAGAACUCAAGAGCUGUAGACAGGAGGAGAAACACUUCAUCCUCUUCCUCAUCUGUGUCCAGCAUCAACUCUAGUCUAACUGUCUCUCCAGGAAGUAAAGCUAAACUCAAUUCCUCCCUGAACUCCAGCACUAACAGCAUCGGUGCUCGUUCACACAGCAGCGUGAGCAGGUUGCCAAGUUCUAGUCGCAAAUCCUCUGUUGUUACCAGAAACCCAGAGCCCCCUGUCAGCAGACGGACCUCCGUCUCUACACAGGGGAGGAGGGCAUCUGUACUCCUUCCCAGACCUGUUAAAGCUACACCCCUUAAGAAAACAGAUCCAUUACCGCCUCCACAGCUUCAGACCCCAGCGAAAAAUACAGUUGAAAAGACCACCUCUACAUCCAGCAUCCAUGCAUCUGCUGCUAAGAUGGGAAGUGCUCUCGGAGGAAACCCCAAACUCAAGGUCCAAGUGGUGCCAACACCCACAAACUCCCUUAAGAAAGUUCACAAAUCAGAGGUUUCCUCCUCGCCUGAUGUCCCUCAUAUCAUGAAGCCAAAGAGAUUAUUGACUGCAUGCAGUGUGGAGAGUAUUCCUGAUCAUCUAGUCGGUCCUCCAUUGGGCCUCCUGACGCCCUCAGCUAUGGGCAGAAAACUGCGGAGACCAUCAGCUCUUCCCACCCCAGUCAACCGCCGUAUCUCUGGCAUCCCUGCACUCACACCCAAGAGUGUGUCACGUCUGAGUAAACCUUCUCAGGUCACAGAGUGCUCCUUGAGCUCCAGCCAAGCGGCCACUCUUUCAAGCCCUGAAAACAUGAAGGAAAGUGAGAGUCAGGAAGAAAAGCAAACUUCAGUGUCCAAUGAGGAGACCUGCCCUCCAGCUGACCUCCAGCCCUGCUCCCUGGUCUUUAAUACGGAGGAUGAGCCUGAGGAACCAGUUGUGGAGAAUCCCUCUGAGCCGCCUUCAUGUGAUCCAGAGCCUCCUCAAGUCGACAUCAAACCCCCAGCACUUCCAAGCUCAGUGGACACCCAAAAACACCUGCAGAACUUAGAGAAAAAGGAAGUUAAAGAGGUUUUGCUUGUGGACGCACCUGCACCAACACCAGCACUUCAGCCAUCAGAAAAGCUGCUAAUUGAUCUCUCCAACACCCCAGACCUGAUCAAGACUUCCUCUGGAAAGCCUUGGGGAGGACAGUUAAUUGAUCUGAGCUCACCUCUUAUAAAGUGGAGUCCAGAGGACAAGAAAGAAAAUGCUGAGAAUGCGGCUCCACUGAUCGACUUGUCUUUUUAGAGGACCUGCAAAAUUUACUGUGAACUGUGCCAAGAAAAAAACAAUAACUGGAGCAUUUCAUAUUGUUUAUUACUGUUGAAAUGAAUUUAAGAGGGAGCAUGGAUGCUGCUGUGCUUUAAUAGCCUUUGUGUUUUUAUUUGUGUUGUCUGUCUUACGUGAUUGUAUGUAAUAAUGGUGAUCUGCAGUAUUUUAGAAGUCAAAGCUGUUGUAUUUUCCCCAAAAGGUACAAAUAAAUGUUAAAUUCACAA
Molecule: messenger RNA, 6601 nt
Organism: Onychostoma macrolepis
Lineage: Eukaryota; Metazoa; Chordata; Actinopteri; Cypriniformes; Cyprinidae
Product: plasma membrane calcium-transporting ATPase 1-like
Exons: 32
Coding region: 387-6353 (1988 amino acids)
Biological process (GO): calcium ion transmembrane transport; regulation of cytosolic calcium ion concentration
Cellular component (GO): membrane; intracellular membrane-bounded organelle
Molecular function (GO): ATP hydrolysis activity; ATP binding; P-type calcium transporter activity
Source: RefSeq, a predicted model, not a curated record